Messenger RNA from Magnolia sinica, 1537 nucleotides. RefSeq names its product UPF0481 protein At3g47200-like. The transcript is spliced from 2 exons. The coding region runs from base 74 to 1390 and encodes 438 amino acids. The record is from RefSeq and is a predicted model, not a curated record. Lineage: Eukaryota; Viridiplantae; Streptophyta; Magnoliopsida; Magnoliales; Magnoliaceae.
ACGAGUAGAAAGUCACAUUUGUAAAACGCAACUGAGACAUCUUGAGGCCUGCCGUAGGAUUUUUCACUAUCAGAUGGCUAACGAAUCGGACGAGAUAGAAGAAGUAGAACAUGAUGCAUGGGUCGACUCCAUGAUGAAAAGGGCUCAAAGCAUUGGGAGCCGUCCAUCACAGACCGAUCCCUGCACCAUCUACCGCCUCCCAAGCAACAUUCGCCAGGGCGACGUCAAUGCCUAUGAACCGCAUAUCAUUUCGAUCGGCCCAUACCACCGGGGGAAGCAAAGCUUACAAGCCAUGGAAGAGCGCAAAUGGCACUAUCUACAUGCACUCCUCACCCGGAACCCUGAUCAUUCCUUGGCCCAUUACAUCAAGGAAAUCCAGCCGUUGGAGGACCGGGCAAGGAGCUGCUACUCGGAGAAAAUCAAUCUCAGGAGCCAUCGGUUCGUAGAGAUGAUGGUGUUGGAUGGUUGCUUCAUCAUCGAGCUCUUUCUCAACAUCGACGGAAAGCGAGCCGUUGAGGUGGGCCCCACUUAUCGUAAUGAACGGAUGGUGCCUCUUAUAAGCCAUGACAUGCUCCUUUUAGAGAACCAGCUUCCUUUCUUCAUUCUCCAACGUUUGUUCGAACUAGUCAACAGGUCAAGCUCUUAUUCUCUAGUCGAUCUAGCCCUUAAUUUCUUCGAUCACAACUUACCAAGGAACGAGGCAAUCCAGCCGUCCAAAGUAGUCCAUCAUUUGCUACACUUGUUUCAUUCACAUAUCAUACCAGCCCCAUUUGAGAGAUCACAAGAAGUGGGCCCCACCACAGCUUUUGACCGUAGACUGAUUUUGCCACCAAGAUCAAUACCGUCCAUGGCGGAGAUCCUGCAGGCUGGGAUCUUGUUCAAGAAGAAGAAGGCGGGAAGCUUCUUGGACAUAACGUUUUCGGACCUUGUUAUCAAAAUCCCAGCAUUGUCUAUCUAUGAUUCAACUACAAACACUUUAUUCCGAAACAUGAUUGCCUUCGAGCAAUGCUAUCCGAAAUCUGGAACGUACUUCACAAGCUAUGCCAUCUUCAUGCAUUGCAUGCUCCAAACGACGAAGGAUGUAAUGGUGUUUAAGCAAUGCAGGAUCAUUGAACACUGGUUGGGCAGUGAUGAAGAGGUGGUCCAUCUCUUCAAUCAGAUUUGCAAGGGAUUAACCGUUGAUUUUAAGGAUAAUUACCUCUUGGGCCUGAUUAAUCAUGUGGCCGAAGUUUGCGAGAGAAAUUGGCACACAUGGCAGGCUAGGAUGAUGCGUGAUUAUUUCCGUAGCCCAUGGUCCAUACUCCAAAUCGAAGCGACGACUCUCGCCCUGGUGUUCACCCUGGUGCAGGCCUCACUCGCCCUCUUCGCCUACUACCGCCCGCGGCCUUAAUCAGGGUUUAUGUUUUAAAUCAAUGCUAGUUUUAUGAUCAGUUGUAACUAUGGCUCGUUUGGAUAGACAUAUUGCAUGGUAAUGACUUGUAAAAUGUUUUGUCAAGUACAGUACCUAUCUCAUGGUUAAUGUGUAUUUGUUUCAAAA